Lentinula edodes (shiitake mushroom) is the source of this 800-nucleotide messenger RNA. RefSeq lists its product as uncharacterized. The coding region runs from base 1 to 558 and encodes 185 amino acids. The record is from RefSeq and is a predicted model, not a curated record. Gene Ontology annotation, cellular component: mediator complex. Gene Ontology annotation, biological process: regulation of transcription by RNA polymerase II. Gene Ontology annotation, molecular function: transcription coregulator activity. NCBI's taxonomy places the organism in Eukaryota, Fungi, Basidiomycota, Agaricomycetes, Agaricales, Omphalotaceae. The transcript is spliced from 5 exons.
AUGCUUCAAGAAUUGUCGCAUAUGGACCGUAUCACGCAACUUCAAGAUGAAAUUCAGCAGCUCCUCAUGAUAAUGUCCACGAGCAUCGCCUACUUAACCAACCGCACCAACUUCAUUCAAGUCUCUCCAGAAAUUCCAAUCACAAAGCAAAGAAACCCGGAUAAGUACGAUACCCCGGAUGUAUUUGAAGCCAACAAGAAAGAACUCGUCACAGACCUUAUCCGUAAAGCAAAACAAGUAGAGUAUCUCAUCAAUUCUUUACCUGAGCCAGAGCCGGAAGAGAUCCAGGUGUGUUUUUUAUAUAUUCAUACAAAACUCUUGGUACAGGCUCAAAGACUCCAGCAACUAGAAGAUGAGAUGCAGUUGGCCAACACAGAGUAUAUUCAAGCCGUCAAUCGACUAAAAGCCCUUCAUGAACAAGUAACCGAACUUCUCCGUUCGAUGCUGACAGAGGUCAAUGCGGGGCUGGUAGAUGAUACAAAUGAUUCGAUUGACGCGGGAAAAGAGGGUAAUAUAAUGGUGAACAGUAGAGACUGGGACGUUUCGAUGGCCUUAUGAUACCCACGAAAAUGUGGACCGUGCCUUCUACCCCUUGGCUCCGUCACGCUUACCCCGAACCUCACGUCGUGCCCCUCCUCCAGUUCAAAACCACCAAUUACCAGUUUUGCUUUUCAACAUUGGACUUGGUGCCGCAAGUGCUAAACGAAUCAGUGAUGACAGUUAUUGUAGGUAGGCGAAAUCUAUUAUUCGAGCAUAUAUGGGGGAAAACCGUUUCGCAAUGAUGAAAGGGAGGAAAAUUG